AUGUAUUUGACCACAGCCACUGCAACACAACAAACAAACGCAGAAAGUCAGGAUAGAUCAGACAGCAUCCUUUUAGCGACAUGGAUACUUCUAGGAGUCACAGUAUCUGUUUUUUUUGCUCGUCAAGUCCUGAAAGCAGUUGUUUUACAAAAGGUCACGGUAGAUGACCUCCUCAUCUUUUUAGCAACUCUAAGCUGGCAGGUUUUUUCAAUCGCUCUAUCGGUUACGACGUCUCUACUUGCCUACAAAGGCCUCAGUUAUCCGGGGCUGUUGGCCAUUGAGCGUGCCAGUGUCCUCAUGAAAGGCAACUACGCUUCCGACUUCCUCUACAUUGCGUCGCUUUACUUCUCGAAGAUCUCGCUGCUUCCGUUCUUUUAUACUGUCCUACCUGUUCAGCGCAUGCACCAAAAAGCAAUAGCCGGUUUUGCGACUUUUGUUUCUUUCUGGAGCAUCGCGUCGAUAGUUGCUAUCGCCUUCCAGUGCCAAUUACCAACACCUUGGGAAUCAAUCGCCCGAAGGUGCUUCGAUACCCCUCACAUCCCAUGGCCACCUCAAUUCUCGACCCAACAAUGGAUUAUGGAUGCCGGCUAUCCUUUCACAGAUCCAUCCUGCGGUAUGAGCGCGUACCACAUAGGUCGCCGCAAAUCCCCACUCCAUCACCCCUUAGUCCUCUCACAUCUCCGCGAUUUGGCCUACGACCCUCAACAGCACGGAGCGGAUCAACGAAUCGUCAUGGCCUGA
Molecule: messenger RNA, 741 nt
Organism: Parastagonospora nodorum SN15
Lineage: Eukaryota; Fungi; Ascomycota; Dothideomycetes; Pleosporales; Phaeosphaeriaceae
Exons: 4
Coding region: 1-741 (246 amino acids)
Source: RefSeq, a predicted model, not a curated record